Oncorhynchus mykiss (rainbow trout) is the source of this 1545-nucleotide messenger RNA. RefSeq names its product protein kinase-like domain containing (gene pkdc). NCBI's taxonomy places the organism in Eukaryota, Metazoa, Chordata, Actinopteri, Salmoniformes, Salmonidae. The record is from RefSeq and is a predicted model, not a curated record.
UCCAACGAUGACGAGAGCUUUUACCCUCCAAUCCAGUUGGUGGCAAUAUUGAGCCAUUGAUUGAUGUAAAUCUCCAGUCCACAUUGAAGAGUAUUCAUGAUCGAAACAUAACACAGUACAACUCGACGUGCAACACAUGUUCAUCACUUCAGGAUGAAACAAGAAUAUCAGGACCUUAUUCUGCAGGAGUGUGGUGCAAAGGCUCUGCGUGUUGGUGACACAAUCCAGACGCUGUGGAGCGGCUAUGGCCAGAUUGUGAGGGUCCAUUUAGAUGGCUGUGACCGCCCCUCUGUCGUUGUCAAACAUGUCAUGUUCCCAAAGGAAGCCGAGCACCCUGGAGGCUGGAACACAGACCUGUCUCACAUGCGCAAGGUGAGGUCCUACCAAGUGGAGACACACUGGUACCAGAACUACUCCACCAAUGAUGGCUGUCGAAUGCCAGCCUGCCUGGCUGCUUGUUCAUACGGGGACGAAAAGCUGAUCGUUCUGGAGGACCUGGAUGUGGUGGGCUUCGACCAGAGAAGAACCAGCGUUAGGGAUGCAGAGAUGAGGGCCUGCCUCAGCUGGCUGGCCCACUUCCAUGGCCUCUUCCUGGGGGUGGUGCCAGAGGGGCUGUGGCCCGUAGGUACCUAUUGGCACCUGGAAACACGCCCUGACGAGCUGAAUACCAUGGAUGACGCCCAGCUCAAAGCAGCUGCCGGGGAGAUUGACAGGAUCCUCAAUGAAUGCAGCUUCAAGACAAUCGUUCACGGAGAUGCCAAACUAGCCAACUUCUGCUUCUCUGAGAGUGGGCAGGGUGUGGCGGCAGUGGACUUUCAGUACGUGGGCGGAGGCUGUGGGAUGAAGGAUGUUGUCUACCUCCUGGAGGAAAUAGAGGAGAAACAGCUUGAAAAGAGGGUUCCUGGCCUGCUGGACUACUACUUCACAGAACUGAGGGCAUCGGUGACCAAACAGGUGGACUUUGCUGCCCUGGAGAAAGAGUGGAGGGAGAUGUUUGCCUUUGCCUGGACAGACUUCCAUCGCUUUCUCCUGGGAUGGAUGCCAGGACACCGGAAGAUCAACAGAUACACUAAGCAGCUGACUAAAGAGGUGCUGAGGAAACUGAAACGGUGACUUAAGCCUCUGCCAUUUAGGCUCAAUCACCUGCUGAUUGGACUGGAUUGUAUUGAGGGAUGUAGAUCAGAAAAACUGAUUUGACUGACAUUGACUGACAGAAACUGACAUUUCUAUCAUCCAUAUGCACAAAACCAUGUAAACACCCGUUAGUAUGCAUCACGUGUAUGUACUUUAAUCGGUUUAAUAAUACUUUACUGUGGAUAUGUACAACAACAAGAAAUGGCCAGUUCAAAUCAGGAGUUCAAAUAUAAUUUUAUUCAACAUUUGACAGACAAGGGACAUUUAGUUCUCUAUGUAAGUGUGUAUGGCAUUGCCUACACAAUUUAAGGAAUUGCCACGUUUCGUGACUAAGCUGCAAUUUGAUAUCUGCAGAUAAACUUAAUAAAGCACUUUUAAUUCCCACCUUGCAGUGUUUUGGUUCUGCAUAGC